Messenger RNA from Echinostoma caproni, 246 nucleotides. NCBI's taxonomy places the organism in Eukaryota, Metazoa, Platyhelminthes, Trematoda, Plagiorchiida, Echinostomatidae. The record is from the annotation of a GenBank genome assembly.
AUGCUUGGCUCCACAACCGCUGAAAAUCUUGCUUGCACGGAUGAAGUCAAAGUUUACGAAGACGAAGGCGAGGAAGAGGAGCAGCAGAAGUCAUCAGAAAAUUUGACCGAGGACAAAGUGCGUUUGGUUAUCGAGAGUGAAACGCAGGUGAGUAGGGGAUGUGUCCCGGCAGUUUUAGAAUUCUGGCACCUAUAUUCUGCGAUUUAUUUUUUAUUGUUAAAUAGUUAUUCAACAACGAUUGUAUAA